Molecule: messenger RNA, 687 nt
Organism: Aedes albopictus (Asian tiger mosquito)
Lineage: Eukaryota; Metazoa; Arthropoda; Insecta; Diptera; Culicidae
Product: trichohyalin-like
Exons: 1
Coding region: 1-687 (228 amino acids)
Source: RefSeq, a predicted model, not a curated record
AUGAAGGUCAUCGAGGAAGAGAAGGAGAUGAAGGAACAGGAGCUGAAGGAGCAGGAAGAGCUGAAGAGAAUGGAACUGGAAGAAGAACAGCGUCAGAUCGAGGAGAAGAAGCAACUGAUAGAGGAAGAACGAUGUCUCCGUCAGCGAAAGCUGGACGAACAACGGGCGUUGCUGGCGAAACAGCAAUUGAUUCGGAGGGAAUCGGUCGAGAAGAAGAAUGAGCUUAUCAAGCGGAUGUCGGAGGCCGGAAGCGGAUGCGGCAGCAGUACGAGCUCACUUCCAGAUUCACGAGAGAAGGUGAAAAGUUGGCUAGCAGGUCAACAUACCGAUGGAAGAUCUUUGGGAAAGAUGGUGGAGGAACAAAAAGCAAAUAGAGGCCUUCACCCGACAGUUUCUCAAGACCCGUUGGCAUACCAGCUACCAACAUCGCAAUCCAGGGUUGCACAAAUCACCUCGCAAAUGGCUCGUGGUAUGCAGGUGGGAAGCUUGUCCCAAACGCUACAGCAAGCUCGGUCAGAAAUUGUCGUGCAACCGUUCCAACGAUACGUAGCGAACUCCCAGCCUCACAUACAACCGAUGCUGCGUACUAAUCAGGCUGUGCACCGCCAUCUUUCCGCGCAGCAGCAGCUGUGUUAUCCAUACGUACAGCAGCAACUACGCCAUCCGCACCCGAGCAGAAGAGAAUAA